AUGGAUCAUCGGGGGGAGCGUGCCGGUAGUCGUUCCAAGAACGACACGAAGAUCCUUCGUAUCGAACCUACAUUUCGAUAUGAAGAAAUUCUGGGAAGUCGAAGAGGGACCGCAGAUACAACAUUUGACACCGGAAGAGAACAUUUCGGGAAGCACGUGCAACGCAACGACAUCGGACGCUACACCGUUGCACUGCCGUUCAAUGAGAAGAAAAAUCACCUCGGGGAAUCACGAUCUCGCGCCCUGACGCGCUUCUUCUCAUUGGAACGGAAACUAAAUAACAAUGCCGCGUUGCGCAACGAGUACACCGCGGUCAUUAAGGAAUACCUCGAGCUAGGGCACAUGAGACAGGUAAAAGAAAUCGACGCACCGGGUUUCUACCUGCCUCACCACGCGGUCUUUAAAAACACGAGCGCGACGACAAAGGUCCGCGUGGUUUUCGACGGCUCCGCUAAAUCGAGCAGCGGAUUAUCGCUUAAUGACGCGUUGUUAACCGGGCCCACGAUACAGAGCGACCUACUUUCACUGCUCCUGCGAUUUAGGAUGCACGUCUAUGUCUUGACCGGCGACAUAGAGAAAAUGUAUCGGCAAUUCCUCGUACGACCGGAGGAUCGAGCCUUCCAGCGCAUCUUAUGGAGAGAUGAGAAAAACAACGUGUCUACAUACGAGUUGAACACCGUCACGUUUGGUUUGACUGCAGCUCCAUAUCUCGCCAUAAGAGGCGUAUAUCAGCUCGCGGACGACGAAAAGGAACAAUUCCCGAACGCUUCGACGAUUGUGAAACGGGAUCUCUACGUCGACAAUUUGCUCACCGGAGCUGACACGAUCAAGGAGGCGAGAAAACUGCGAAGCGAAAUCCACAGCCUGUUCGAAUGA
Habropoda laboriosa is the source of this 876-nucleotide messenger RNA. RefSeq lists its product as uncharacterized. Bases 1 to 876 code for a protein of 291 amino acids. The record is from RefSeq and is a predicted model, not a curated record. The transcript has a single exon. NCBI's taxonomy places the organism in Eukaryota, Metazoa, Arthropoda, Insecta, Hymenoptera, Apidae.